This is a messenger RNA of Amoebophrya sp. A120, 3555 nucleotides long. The record is from the annotation of a GenBank genome assembly. Lineage: Eukaryota; Dinophyceae; Syndiniales; Amoebophryaceae.
UUUCCGUUGUAGAUGAAUUCAACGAAGUGCAGUUGUGGCUUUAGAGUGGCGUGAUGAUGUUCCUGAAGCCUCACGACAUGCGAAAGCGGCAAUCUGUUGCAGAUGAACGCCAAUCCAGCAUGUUUUCCGGGUCAGGACCUACACAGCGAGCAUCUUCUUGGUGCAAACCGUCGGCGACUUGCAAGUCCGGAAAGACGAUGCUCUUCUUGCCGGGGGGAGUAGUAGUAGUGGUAGCAGUGGUAGUGCAACUGCUAGUGGUACAACAGCAGCCUCAAGUACUUCUAGCUCAACACUUCUUUCUGCAUCCGCAGGUAGUAGUAACAGCAAGGAUUUUUCCAACAUUGGGCGCGCCAUGUACACCCUUUUGCGGAUUGUCACUCUCGACGACUGGGUCUCGACGAUAAAAGGCGUCACCGAGCCAGCGGUCAGUUGGAACAGCACUGCUUUGCUGGAGCUACGCGAGUUGCAAGGCGCAGAUGUUGGCGAGGUGAUCUUCAUGCCUGGUUCGCAAGUAGAAGAACAACAAUCGGACUACGUCGGUACAACCUCCAGGAGGUGUAGGAGCCGCGGGCGGCGUUGCGGGGACAAUGAAGCAAUCGCUGAUGCGGCGCUCGGAGUUAUGAAUUGCAAAAGUAUCGUACUCGUCGUAUAAGUAAAUGCAUUACAAAUUUCCUCAGCAUGAGAAAUGCAAUCUGUAAUGCUGAUUUCCCUUUAAGAAAAAGAUUUGUAAUGCAUGACUGCACUACGAAUUCGAUACUUUUGCACAGAAUAGGAGUCCAUGGUGACCAAUUUUCGGGGCAGUGAGAGGGAGAAGAAAAAAAAGGAAGAGGUAUGUAUUCAAAUAUGUCUGGGUCUGGAAGAAUGCAGGUUUGUCAUGCUUGUCUGGCAUGAGCCUUCAAUCUGUGUUGCGUGAGCAGGAAGAGGGCCCCUUGCCUGUCAGGCAAAAACGCAGUUUCCCAUGCGGAAGACGAAACACAUAGCGCGUCAUAAACUUGUCAUGCUUGGCUGCGCAUUGUAGUGCGCCUGCCAUUCACAGAUUUGCAUCACAAGUUUCCAGACUCAGACAUAUUUGCAUUGGAUAGGAAGAUGUGGAGGACGACAACNGGGCGGGGCGACCCGGGAGUGAGGAAGCAGUGAGGAGGGGAAGAGGAAGAAGUUCUUCCUCUGCGAAGCAAGUGAAGCUGUUUAUUUAUUCUUUGGCGCGUCUAGAAGCUUUUGGCCCUUCCUGUUUUAUUUUUGAAAAAAGAUCGCUGUUCUAGUUUUGGAUUAAAGAUUUCUAGUUUUGGAUAAAGAUUUUUUCCGUUGUAGAUGAAUUCAACGAAGUGCAGUUGUGGCUUUAGAGUGGCGUGAUGAUGUUCCUGAAGCCUCACGACAUGCGAAAGCGGCAAUCUGUUGCAGAUGAACGCCAAUCCAGCAUGUUUUCCGGGUCAGGACCUACACAGCGAGCAUCUUCUUGGUGCAAACCGUCGGCGACUUGCAAGUCCGGAAAGACGAUGCUCUUCUUGCCGGGGGGAGUAGUAGUAGUGGUAGCAGUGGUAGUGCAACUGCUAGUGGUACAACAGCAGCCUCAAGUACUUCUAGCUCAACACUUCUUUCUGCAUCCGCAGGUAGUAGUAACAGCAAGGAUUUUUCCAACAUUGGGCGCGCCAUGUACACCCUUUUGCGGAUUGUCACUCUCGACGACUGGGUCUCGACGAUAAAAGGCGUCACCGAGCCAGCGGUCAGUUGGAACAGCACUGCUUUGCUGGAGCUACGCGAGUUGCAAGGCGCAGAUGUUGGCGAGGUGAUCUUCAUGCCUGGUUCGCAAGUAGAAGAACAACAAUCGGACUACGUCGGUACAACCUCCAGGAGGUGUAGGAGCCGCGGGCGGCGUUGCGGGGACAAUGAAGCAAUCGCUGAUGCGGCGCUCGGAGUUAUGAAUUGCAAAAGUAUCGUACUCGUCGUAUAAGUAAAUGCAUUACAAAUUUCCUCAGCAUGAGAAAUGCAAUCUGUAAUGCUGAUUUCCCUUUAAGAAAAAGAUUUGUAAUGCAUGACUGCACUACGAAUUCGAUACUUUUGCACAGAAUAGGAGUCCAUGGUGACCAAUUUUCGGGGCAGUGAGAGGGAGAAGAAAAAAAAGGAAGAGGUAUGUAUUCAAAUAUGUCUGGGUCUGGAAGAAUGCAGGUUUGUCAUGCUUGUCUGGCAUGAGCCUUCAAUCUGUGUUGCGUGAGCAGGAAGAGGGCCCCUUGCCUGUCAGGCAAAAACGCAGUUUCCCAUGCGGAAGACGAAACACAUAGCGCGUCAUAAACUUGUCAUGCUUGGCUGCGCAUUGUAGUGCGCCUGCCAUUCACAGAUUUGCAUCACAAGUUUCCAGACUCAGACAUAUUUGCAUUGGAUAGGAAGAUGUGGAGGACGACAACAUUGUCACCUACGUCACGCUCGCGAUUCUCGGCCGCCUGUAUGAAGAUCCCACCGCGAAGAAGCUGUUCGAUCGGUGCGGAUUGCAGUUUCGCAACCUGAUCGAAGUUUACUCGGAGAUGCGGGAGGCCAGGCCGGGCGACAACGUGAUUUUAGCGGAUGACUACUUCGAAGCGCUACUUGCCUCGUUGGAAAAGGUAUCCCACGAAAAAAGUGUUACAGUUUGUUACACAUUUGCUGUGAAUUUAGCCAAACCAGCAUGUUUUCCGGGUCAGGACCUCGACGCCCACCGAUUCCGCCCCCGAUUCCGCCGCCACUUCCGAGGCGACAUCUUCGCGAUGAAACGUGAGGAUUGCUUGUCAGUCCUGUCUGCCAAAAUUUCAUUUUUAGCUGAAACACAUAAAUUGGCGCGGACAGAUACAUAUAUACGCCUAUUUCUACUUUCUAGGUCGUGGUGAACAGUUCUACACAGGUAUUUAGACCGGGUUCAUCUCGCAACGGCACUAGAAGACCACGAUCACUGAUCUCAACUGCCCAUUUUGUGCUACUUCUUUAGAAAUUCGAUUGCUGUAUCCCUGUCGCUGUCGCAGUGUAUGAUUCGCAUGACUUUCGGAAAUAAAUGUUGCUUUCAAAUAAAUCUCCAUUACACAACAACUCAGAUAUUUCUUCGAACGCGGUAAGUAGCAGGAAAUCACCGGAGAAGAAAAGAUGAACAUAUUAAGAGCAACUGGAACAAACUACAAAGUCUUGUCUAGGACGGGACUAAAACGAGAAGAAAAAAGCGUGGUAUAAGUACUUAAUUAUAUGUCGCUACAACAAGCCAUACUUGACGGGAAGAAUGCGCGGUAGUCAGGACAAGCGAACCAAGACCUCCAGCACCUUUGUGUGUCCAUACUCCGUUGUGAUGCAACAAACUUGUUUUCGCUUGGGUUGUGGCUUCCCCUUUUCUCGUGGAAAUGCUCCUUUCUCAGUCCUGGUUCGGUUGAUGUUAGAAAGAACAUAUAGAGUGAUGUCGUAUCGGUUCGUCCUCUAGUGCAGCUACCACCCUGCAAUUGUUUCGCUUUGUCUCGACGAGCAAUUUGCCUUCCUACUGACCUCGUAUACAGUUAUUUAGGACGGGUUCAUCUCGCAGCGGCACUAGAAGACCACGAUGACAAU